UCCAUUUUCAUCGUCCGCGUUCCUUCCCUUCCCAGUCCAUUUCUGUCGCGCGGGGACGCGAAGCUAAACCCUCCCUUCCCCUUCCGUUUCCUCCGCCUCUCGCCGCUGCGCCGGCUCUGGGGGCGCCGCGAUGAAGCCCUCGCCGCUCUUCCCGGAGGUCGGGAAGAAGCCCAAAGAUUUGAUCGCCAAGGACCACGGGUUCAACAUCGCGGCCUACAUCUCGUCGGGAGCGGAUGUUAUUGCUGCUGCCCUGCGUAAACAUGUUGAGGAGGAAGCUCGAGAUCUCAGUGGUGAAGCUUUUUUAAGGUUUAUGGAGCAGCUUUAUGAGCAAAUAUCCAGUUUAUUGCAAAGCAAUGAUGUUGCUGAAAAUUUAUUGGCUCUCCGUGCUAUCGAUGCUUUAAUUGAUAUGCCCUUUGGGGAAGGUGCAUCUAAGGUUUCUAAAUUCGCUAGCUUCUUGAGGAAUGUAUUUGAAGUAAAGCGUGACCCUGAAAUCCUAGUUCCAGCAAGCACAGUGCUGGGUCAUUUAGCAAAAGCUGGGGGAGCAAUGACUGCAGAUGAAGUGGAGCGACAGAUUAAAACGGCUUUGGGUUGGCUUGGUGGGGAUCGAGUGGAGUAUCGUCGAUUUGCAGCUGUACUUAUUCUCAAAGAGAUGGCUGAAAAUGCAUCCACAGUUUUCAAUGUUCAUGUUCCUGAAUUUGUUGAUGCUAUAUGGGUAGCACUGAGAGACCCCAAACAGGCUGUUCGUGAAAGUGCAGUGGAAGCCUUACGUGCUUGUCUACAUGUUAUCGAAAAACGGGAGACACGCUGGCGUGUACAAUGGUAUUACCGCAUGUGUGAAGCAGCACAAGUUGGACUCGGCAAGAAUGCUUCCGUUCAUAGCAUUCACGGCUCUUUAUUGGCUGUUGGAGAAUUGCUGAGGAAUACGGGGGAGUUUAUGAUGUCUAGGUACAGAGAAGUUGCUGAUAUAGUCCUCGAUUAUUUACGGCACCGAGAUCCACUUGUUCGCCGUAGUAUAACAUCGCUUCUUCCUCGAAUCGCCCACUUCUUGCGUGACAGAUUUGUGACUAACUACCUGAAGAUUUGCAUGGAUCAUAUCCUGUUUGUUUUACGUACACCGGACGAGCGUGCUAGUGGGUUUGUUGCUCUUGGAGAGAUGGCUGGCGCUCUGGGUGUUGAACUUGUGCAGUAUUUGCCAUCAAUUAUCUCACACUUGCAAGAUGCAAUUGCUCCUCGCAGAGGUAGGCCAUCUCUUGAGGCAAUUUCUUGUGUAGGAAGCUUUGCAAAAGCUAUGGGUCCUGCCAUGGAACCUCAUAUUCGUAGUGGACUACUUGAUGCCAUGUUUUCUGCUGGUCUUUCUGAUAAACUUGUAGAAGCACUUGAGUCUAUAAGCACGAGCAUCCCGUCUUUACUGCCCAAAAUACAGGAGCGUUUAUUGGAUUGUAUAUCUCAAGCACUUCCUAAAUCAUCUAUGAGACCAAGUGCUAUUGUUGGUCGAACAAGCAGGUCAAACAGUUUGCAGCAGUUUGUGGAUUCUAGUAGUCCUGUUCUUGUGCUACUUGCACUACGGACUCUCGCAAAUUUCAACUUUAAGGGUCACGAGCUCCUGGAAUUUGCAAGAGAGAGUGUCAUCCUUUAUCUGGAAGAUGAAGAUAGCAGUACCAGAAAAGCUGCCUCCGUAUGCUGUUGCAGAUUAGUUGCACACUCCCUUUCUGCUUCCUCUAGUUCACAGUUUAGUUCAACUAGGUCAAAUCGUAUGGGAGGAGCUAAGCGCCGCCGUCUUGUAGAGGAGAUAGUAGAAAAACUUCUUAUUGCUGCAGUCGCCGACGCUGAUGUUGGUGUUAGAAGUUCGGUCUUCAAGGCCCUGUAUCGCAAUCCGACUUUCGAUGAUUUUUUGGCCCAAGCAGACAUCUUGACUUCAAUCUUUGUUGCCUUAAAUGAUGAGGAAUAUAAUGUCAGAGAAUUGGCAAUUUCGGUUGCAGGCAGAUUGUCUGAAAAAAAUCCUGCAUAUGUACUGCCUGCCCUUCGUCGCUAUCUUAUACAGCUGCUCACAUAUCUUGACCAGAGUAUGGAUAGCAAGUGUAGAGAGGAAAGUGCUAGAUUAUUGGGUUGCUUAAUUAGGAGUUGCGCGCGGCUAAUACUUCCUUACAUUGCUCCUAUUCACAAGGCGCUAGUGACUAGACUCUGUGAAGGAACAGGACCAAAUGCUAAUAAUGCACUAGCUGCAGGAGUGCUUGCCACUGUUGGAGAACUGGCCAAAGUGGGCGGAUUUGCUAUGAGGCAAUAUCUUCCGGAGCUAAUGCCUGUAGUUGUGGAUGCUCUUUUGGACGGAGGUGCUGUUACUAAAAGGGAAGUGGCAGUAGCAACCCUUGGACAAAUUAUCCAAAGCACAGGCUAUGUUAUUGCUCCUUAUAAUGAGUAUCCGCCAUUGCUUGGUUUACUCUUGAAGUUGCUGAAUGGUGAAUUGGAAUGGUCGACUAGACUAGAAGUGUUGAAGGUUUUAGGGAUUAUGGGUGCAUUGGACCCUCACGCACAUAAGCGCAAUCAACAUAAUCUACCUGGUCAACAUAGAGAGAUCCUACGGCCAACAAUUGAGACCGCACAACAUAUUGUUUCCAUGGAAGAGUUACCGACUGACUCUUGGCCAUCUUUUUCGGCAUCUGAGGACUACUAUUCAACAGUUGCAAUUAGUUCUCUCAUGCGGAUUCUUCGAGAUCCUUCCCUUUCAAGUUAUCAUCAAAUGGUGGUUCACUCUCUUAUCUUUAUUUUUAAGUCAAUGGGCCUUGGUUGUGUUCCGUAUUUACCAAAGGUUCUCCCUGAGCUAUUCCGUGCUGUUCGCAUGUGCGAGGAUGGUUGUUUGAAAGAGUUUAUAACCUGGAAGCUUGGGACAUUGGUAUCUAUUGUCCGGCAGCACAUUCGGAAAUAUUUACAAGACAUACUCUCUCUCAUCUCUGAAUUGUGGACUUCAUCAUUCAGCUUGCCUGCACCAAACCGGACCAUACAAAGUCCACAGGGUUCACCGGUCCUUCACCUUGUUGAGCAACUGUGCCUAGCAUUAAACGAUGAGUUCAGAAUGUAUUUACUUCGCAUUCUACCAAACUGUAUUCAAGUCUUAGGUGAUGCUGAACGAUGCAAUGAUUAUUACUAUGUUCGUGACAUAUUACACACACUUGAAGUUUUUGGCGGAAAUUUGGAUGAGCACAUGCACUUGGUUGCUCCAGUGCUUGUUCGUUUAUUUAAAGUUGAGCUUGUUGAUAUCAGGCGGUGUGCCAUUGUCACUUUGACAAAGCUUAUACCUAAGGUGCAGGUUGGUACUCAUGUUUCAGCCUUGGUGCAUCAUCUGAAGCUUGUCUUGGAUGGCAACAACGAUGAUCUGCGGAAAGAUGCUGCAGAGGCGCUUUGCUGUCUCGCACAUGCUCUUGGAGAAGAAUUUACGAUUUUUAUACCAUCAAUACACAAAAUACUUGUGAAGCACCAUUUGCGGUAUAUAAAAUGGGAUGAGAUCGAAAAUCGGUUACUAAAGCGCGAGCCACUCAUCACUGAAAAUCUGUCUGUACAAAAGUACACACAAUGUCCACCUGAUGUCAUUAGUGACCCCCUUGAUGAUUUUGAUGGUGUUCCUUCUGCGGCAGCUGAUGAAACACAGCGACAAUCAAGAAGUCAUCAAGUCAAUGAUGUUCGAUUGAGAAGUGCCGGUGAGGCUUCUCAAAGGAGUACUAGGGAGGACUGGGCUGAAUGGAUGAGGCAUUUUAGUAUCGCACUUCUCAAAGAGUCACCAUCUCCAGCUUUACGCACUUGUGCAAGGCUAGCUCAGCUUCAGCCUUCUGUUGGUCGCGAGUUGUUUGCUGCGGGUUUUGCAAGUUGCUGGGCCCAAAUGAGUGAAUCGUCCCAGGAACAACUAGUGAGAAGUCUCAAGACAGCCUUCUCAUCUCAAAACAUACCUCCCGAAAUUCUUGCCACGCUGCUGAACUUGGCAGAGUUUAUGGAACAUGAUGAGAAGCCUCUUCCAAUUGAUACCAGGCUGCUUGGUGCACUUGCUGAGAAGUGUCGAGCAUUUGCAAAAGCCCUCCAUUAUAAAGAAAUGGAGUUUGAAGCUGUAUGCACCAAGAAGAUGGGUGCAAAUCCUGUUACUGUGGUCGAAUCCCUUAUUCAUAUUAACAAUCAACUGCACCAGCAUGAGGCAGCUAUUGGGAUAUUGACUUACUCACAAGAGCAUUUAGAAGUUCAAUUGAAGGAAUCAUGGUAUGAAAAAUUGCACCGUUGGGAUGAGGCCCUCAGAGCGUACACCAUGAAGUCAUCUCAAGCAUCUGGCCCAUUACAAAACUUGGAUGCUACAUUAGGUCGAAUGAGGUGUCUAGCGGCAUUGGCUCGUUGGGAAGAUUUAAGUGCCUUGUGCAGAGAGCAAUGGACUGGUGCAGAACCAUCUGCUCGACUGGAAAUGGCUCCAAUGGCUGCCAAUGCUGCUUGGCAUAUGGGUGAGUGGGACUAUAUGGCAGAAUAUGUUUCUCGUCUGGAUGACGGGGAUGAAAACAAGCUCCGUAUGUUGGGUAACACAACAGCUAGUGGUGAUGGAAGCAGCAAUGGUGCUUUCUUCCGGGCUGUUCUUUCAGUCCGCAGCAAAAAGUAUGAUGAAGCUAAGAUCUAUGUUGAGCGAGCUCGAAGGUGUUUGGCUACAGAACUUGCAGCACUGGUACUUGAGAGUUAUGAGCGUGCUUAUAAUAACAUGGUGCGGGUUCAACAGCUUUCAGAACUGGAAGAGGUGAUUGAUUACUGCACUCUUCCAGUGGAGAGCCCAGUUGCUGAAGGAAGAAGAGAACUUAUUCGCAAUAUGUGGAAUGAGCGCAUUAAAGGAACAAAACGGAAUGUUGAGGUGUGGCAAGCCCUGCUCGCUGUCAGAGAGUUGGUUCUUCCUCCUAAUGAAGACAGAGACACCUGGAUAAAAUUUGCUAAACUUUGCUGGAAGAAUGGUCGUAUUAGUCAGGCUAGAUCCACUUUAGUCAAACUUUUACAGUUUGAUCCUGAAUCUUCUCCUGAAUUGACACUGUAUCAUGCACAUCCACAAGUAGUUCUGGCUUUUCUGAAAUACCAAUAUGCUGUCGGAGAUGAGCUUAAAAGGAGGGAUGCAUUUUCUAGGUUACAAGAUUUGUCUGUGCAGCUUUCUACCACCAUGAGUACUUUCUCUGGAAUGUCAGCAAACCAUGGUACCAUGUCAAAUGCUGGAGUACCACUUAUUGCUCGUGUCUAUUUGACACUUGGUAGCUGGAAGAGAGCACUGUCACCUGGGUUAGAUGAUGAUGCUAUUCAAGAAAUUUUGAUUUCCUAUAAAAAUGCCACACUAAGUGCCAAUGAUUGGGGCAAGGCCUGGCACAUCUGGGCUUUGUUCAACACAGAAGUCAUGUCACGCUAUACAGUGCGAGGCCGACCGGAUAUUGCAGGAAGAUACGUUGUUUCAGCAGUAACUGGAUAUUUCUACUCUAUUGCUUGUGCAUCUACAACCAAAGGGGUUGAUGAUAGCUUACAGGAUAUCCUUCGUCUCUUGACUCUUUGGUUCAACCAUGGGGCUACCUCAGAAGUUCAAAUGGCGUUGCAGAAAGGCUUUUCACUUGUCAAGAUUGAAAUGUGGUUGGUUGUACUGCCCCAGAUAAUUGCAAGGAUACAUUCAAACACUAGAGUUGUUAGAGAACUGAUACAAUCGUUGCUAGUUCGAAUUGGAAAGGGGCAUCCACAGGCAUUGAUGUACCCUCUCUUGGUUGCCUGCAAAUCAAUAAGUAUAUUGAGACAACGUGCAGCACAGGAGGUCGUUGAUAAGAUCCGCCAGCAUAGCGGAGGUCUUGUUGACCAGGCACAGCUUGUGUCAAAGGAAUUGAUACGGGUCGCAAUUUUGUGGCAUGAGAUGUGGCAUGAAGCUCUUGAGGAAGCUAGCAGGAUGUAUUUUGGUGAGCACAAUAUUGAGGGAAUGCUUGCAGUACUUGAGCCAUUGCACGCAAUGCUUGAGACGGGAGAUGAGAAGACAAUUAAAGAGAACGCUUUCAUUCAGGCUUAUGGACAUGAAUUACUGGAAGCCCAUGAAUGCUGUUUAAAAUACCGGGCUACAGGAGAGGAUGCUGAGCUAACUAAGGCAUGGGAUUUGUAUUACCAUGUUUUCAGAAGAAUCGACAAACAGCUUCCAAGUCUAACAACUCUCGAUUUGCAUUCUGUUUCACCUGAGCUACUCAAAUGUCGACAGUUGGAACUUGCUGUGCCAGGAACUUAUGUUGCAGAUUCACCAAUUGUGACAAUUGAGUAUUUUGUUCCCCAAUUGAUUGUGAUAACAUCCAAACAAAGACCGAGAAAACUGACAAUUCAUGGAAGUGAUGGCAAUGAUUAUGCAUUUUUGCUUAAGGGUCAUGAAGAUUUGCGGCAAGAUGAACGUGUAAUGCAGCUUUUCGGUCUGGUGAAUACCCUCCUAGAGAACUCCAGGAAAACAUCAGAGAAAGAUUUGUCAAUCCAAAGAUACGCUGUUAUACCGUUGUCACCUAACAGUGGUUUAAUUGGAUGGGUUCCCAACUGUGACACACUUCAUGCUCUGAUCCGUGAAUACAGAGAUGCGAGGAAGAUUUUCUUAAAUCAGGAGCACAGACUUAUGUUGGCUUUUGCACCCGAUUAUGAUCACUUACCCCUCAUUGCAAAGGUGGAAGUGUUUCAGCAUGCUUUGCUGAAUACUGAAGGAAAUGACCUUGCGAAGGUUCUGUGGUUGAAAAGUCGAACUUCUGAAGUAUGGCUUGAGCGCCGUACAAACUACACUAGAAGUCUGGCUGUUAUGAGCAUGGUUGGAUAUUUGCUUGGUUUAGGGGAUCGACAUCCAAGUAAUCUUAUGUUAGAUCGCUACAGUGGAAAAAUAUUACAUAUUGACUUUGGGGAUUGCUUUGAGGCUUCAAUGAAUCGAGAGAAAUUCCCUGAAAAAGUACCAUUCCGUUUGACUAGAAUGCUUAUGAAAGCCAUGGAAGUUAGUGGUAUUGAGGGUACUUUCAGAACAACUUGUGAAAAUGUGAUGCAAGUCCUUCGAACAAACAGAGACAGUGUGAUGGCCAUGAUGGAGGCAUUUGUACAUGACCCGCUAAUCAAUUGGCGUUUGUUCAAUUUCAACGAAGUUCCUCAAGUUUCCAACUAUGGAAAUUCUCACGGCCACACAGUUGUCAGUAGCGAAGAAGCUGUGACUAAUCGAGAGCUCAUGCAACCUCCACGGGGAGCCCGUGAGAAGGAGCUGCUACAGGCGGUGAAUCAACUUGGUGACGCUAAUGAGGUUUUGAACGAGCGUGCUGUUGCCGUAAUGGCACGGAUGAGUCACAAGCUAACAGGGCGUGACUUCUCUUCUGGGUCAGCGCUCUCCGGAGCAGGCAGCUCGACCCAGCAUGGCAGUGAACACUUGGCUUCCGGAGAUGCCCGGGAUGUGGAACCUGGUUUAUCCGUGAAGGUCCAGGUUCAGAAGCUCAUACUUCAAGCGACUUCACACGAAAACUUGUGCCAAAAUUACGUUGGGUGGUGCCCGUUUUGGUGAGCUCUCGCGCAAGCAGUAGCAUGUAAAUAUUGUAAAUACCUUGUACAGGUAUCGUAGUGUGUUGUAUCUAACGUGUGCAGCACUGUAAGUAGCAGAAUCACAUCCGUCUAUGAAAGAUGCCGUUAGCCGUCCUUUUUUUAUCUGCUGUAUCUUAUGCUUUGCACCUCCAUUGUUUCUGGAAUUGUUUGCUACUUAUGGCUUCAGAGUAAGAGAUCUGUCAACUAGGCAAAAGUGGCAUGCAAACGGCGGUUUCAGUAGCUGGUGACUGUUGAACUUGGAUGUAAUUUCGCAGAACUACACGCAGGGCAUGGACCUGAGAAUGAGAUAAUCGUAUGCUUCUUUCCUAAAA
Molecule: messenger RNA, 7883 nt
Organism: Phragmites australis (common reed)
Lineage: Eukaryota; Viridiplantae; Streptophyta; Magnoliopsida; Poales; Poaceae
Product: serine/threonine-protein kinase TOR
Exons: 58
Coding region: 131-7534 (2467 amino acids)
Biological process (GO): TOR signaling; negative regulation of macroautophagy
Cellular component (GO): TORC1 complex; TORC2 complex; nucleus
Molecular function (GO): protein binding; protein serine/threonine kinase activity; protein-containing complex binding
Source: RefSeq, a predicted model, not a curated record